AUGUCUGCCCUGCUGACUCUGUGUGUCGUGCUCCUGCCCCUGGCGACCCCGGGCCGCGGCGCCCGGCCAUGGGAGCCCUGCACUGACCUGCGGCCCCUGGAUGUGCUGGCAGAGGCGGUCCCUCCCGAUGGCUCUGCAGUUGGGGUCAGGGUGAUGCAGGUCCAAGGUGCACGAGGACUCCAGCUCUCAGCCGCCGCGCCCCAUGCCCUGAGCUUCCCUGCCUCGAGGAUUUUCUUCAGAUGUGACCUCUUCCCGGAGGAAUUUUCCAUCGUUGUGACCUUGAGAGUCCCCAGCCUCCCCCCUAAGAGCAUGACACUAAACAAAAACAAGGAAGGAAAGACUUCAUCAGGCUGCUGCCAGACAACACACAACACAGAGGAGACGUAUAAAGCUGGGGAGCUCUGGGCACUCACACACACACUCACUCACACUCACAUCCUCACCCUCCUCUGGCCCCACAACCCCACCAUGGCUUUCUCCAACCUGUCUGCUUGCUCCAGCGACCUGAGCUACAGCAGCCGGGUCUGCCUGCCCGGGUCCUGUGACUCCUGCACCGACUCCUCCUGGCAGGUGGACGACUGUCCAGAGAGCUGCUGCGAGGCCCCUUGCUGUGCCCCCAGCUGCUGCGCCCCGGCCCCCCGCCUGACCCUCCUCUGCGCCCCAGUGAGCUGCGAGUCCAGCCCCUGCUGCCAGCCAGCCUGCAGCAGCUCCUGCCUGCCCUUAUGCUGCCAGACCCCCUGCUGCCAGCCCUCCUGCUGCACCUCCUCCCCCUGCCAGCAGGCCUGCUGUGAGCCUGUCUGCUGCAGGCCCGUCUGCUGCACACCCGUCUGUUGCACACCUGUGUGCUGUGAAGCCGCCCCCUGCUCAACCUCCUCAUGUUGCCAGCAGUCUAGCUGCCAGCCCUCCUGCUGCACCUCCUCCCUCUGCCAGCAGGCCUGCUGUGAGCCCGUCUGCUGCAGGCCUGUCUGCUGCACCCCCUGCUGCCAGCCAGCCUGCAGCAGCUCCUACCCAGCCUCAUGCUGCCAGCCGUCUAGCUGCCAGUCCUCCUGCUGCACCUCCUCCCCCUGCCAGCAGGCCUGCUGUGGGCCCGUCUGCUUCAGGCCCGUCUGCUGCACUCCUGUCUGCUGCAGGCCUGUCUGCUGCACACCUCUCUGCUGCACUCCUGUCUGCUGCAGGCCUGUCUGCUGCAGGCCCGUGUGCUCCUGCAGCAGCUCCUGCCUGGCCUCAUGCUGCCAGCCGUCUAGCUGCCAGCCCUCCUGCUGCACCUCCUCCCCCUGCCAGCAGGCCUGCUCUGAGCCCGUCUGCUGCAGGCCUGUCUGCUGCAGGCCUGUGUGCUCCUGCAGCAGCUCCUGCCAGGCCUUGGGCUGCCAGCCGUCUAGCUGCCAGCCCUCCUGCUGCACCUCCUCCCCCUGCCAGCAGGCCUGCUCUGAGCCCGUCUGCUGCAGGCCCGUCUGCUGCACUCCUGUCUGCUGCAGGCCUGUCUGCUGCAGGCCCGUCUGCUGCGAGGCCUCCCCCUGCUCAGCCCCAUCCUCCUGCUGCAGACCCUCCUCCUCCCCCUCCUGCUGCACCUCCUCCCCCUGCCAGCAGGCCUGCUGUGAGCUCGUCUGCUGCAGGCCUGUCUGCUGCAGGCCCGCGUGCUGUGGGGCCUCCCCCUGCUCAGCCCCAUCCUCCUGCUGCAGACCCUCCUCCUCCGUGUCCCUCCUCUGCCACCCCAAGAAUGAGUACCUCCUGGCGGUGGUGGCGGAGGAGCGCGACUCGCUGCUGCUGGGCCUGCGCUACUCGCCCACCCAGCUGCACUUCCUCUUCCUCAGCGAGGACGGGGCAGGCGCCUGGCAGACCCGCGUGUCCUUCCGCAGCCCGGCUCUGGUGGACGGCCAGUGGCACGUGCUGGUCUUGGCCGUGUCCGAGGGCUCCUUUUCGCUCACUACGGACUGCGGCCCCGCCGUGGACAUAAUGGCUGACAUGCCCUUCCCAGCCACCCUGUCUGUGCGAGGAGCCCGGUUCUUCAUCGGCAGUCGGCGGAGGACCAAAGGCCGGUUCACGGGCCUGGUGAGGCAGCUGGUUCUGCUGCCUGGCUCGGAUGCCACCCCGAGGCUCUGUCCCUGCAUGAAUCCUGAGCUCGCUGUGCUGUCCAUCCCCGCUAUCCUGCAUGGCCUCACAGGGAAGCCGGAAGACAACGAGGUGCUAAAAUACCCCUAUGAAACCGACAUGAAGGUGACGCUGGGACCCCGGCCUCCGUGCACCAAAGCGGAGGAUGCCCAGUUCUGGUUCGACGCCAGCCGCAAGGGGCUAUACCUGUGCGUGGGCAGCGAGUGGGUCUCCGUGUUAGCAGCCAAAGAAAGGCUGGAUUACGUGGAGGAGCAUCAGAGCCUGUUCACGAACUCAGAGACGCUGGGCAUCGAGGUCUUUGUCAUCCCUGAGGCCGGGCUCUUUGUGGCAACCGCCAACCGGAAAACCACAUCUGCCAUCUACAAGUGGACUGAUGGCAAGUUUGCUUCAUACCAGGACAUCCCCACGCACCAGGCCCAGUCCUGGAGACACUUCACCAUCGGGAAAAAGGCAAGUUCAUGUAUCUUCCUGGCUGUGGCUAAUUUUGAGCCGAAUGAGAAGGGUCAGGAGUUCUCGGUCAUUUACAAGUGGAGCCAGAGAAGGCUGAGGUUCACGCCAUACCAGAGGGUGCCCACCCACAGUGCCCGGGACUGGGAGGCCUUUGAGGUGGCCGGCGAGCACUUCCUGGCCGUGGCCAACCAUCGGGAAGGCGACAACCAUAACAUUGACAGCGUCAUCUACAAGUGGAACCCGGGGACACGGCUCUUCGAGGCCAACCAGACCAUCGCCACUUCGGGCGCCUACGACUGGGAGUUCUUCACGGUGGGGCCCUACGCCUUUCUGGCCGUGGCCAACGCCUUCAACGGCACGUCCACGCGGCUGCAGUCCCACCUGUAUGUGCGGCUGGGCGGCUCCUUCCAGCUCUUCCAGUCCUUCCUGACAUUUGGCGCCGCAGACUGGGAGGUUUUCCACAUUGGGGAGAGGGUCUUCCUCGCCGUGGCGAACAGUCAUCGCUACGACGUCGAGAUGCGAGUGCAGAACGACUCCUACGUCAUCAACUCAGUCAUAUACGAGCUGAACGUCACCGCACAGACGUUCGUCCGCUUCCAGGAGAUCCGCACUUGCAGUGCUCUGGACUGGGAGUUCUUCUCGGUGGGAGAAGACUAUUUCCUGGUGGUUGCAAACUCCUUUGAUGGAAAUACCUUCUCGGUAAACAGUAUUAUUUACAGGUGGCAGGGGUACGAAGGCUUCGUGGCCGUGCACAGCCUCCCAACCUUCGGCUGCAGGGACUGGGAGGCCUUCCGCACGGCAGCCGGCUCCUACCUGGUCUACUCCAGCGCCAAGGAACCGCUGUCCCGGGUGCUGAAGCUGAGGACGGGGUGA
This is a messenger RNA of Rangifer tarandus platyrhynchus (Svalbard reindeer), 3432 nucleotides long. Lineage: Eukaryota; Metazoa; Chordata; Mammalia; Artiodactyla; Cervidae. The record is from the annotation of a GenBank genome assembly.